GGGAAGUAGAGAAUGGAAAUCUCAGGUGAGGCACUCAUCUAUGGUGUAGUCUUCUGCAUAAUUUCUACCAUGGUUGCUGCUGAUGGCUAUCCUUACUAUGGUGGAGGCCAACCAUACAACAAUCCAUAUUACAAACCAUAUGACCCCAAAUACCCUCCUAAUUAUGAUCCAUAUUACUACAAAUCUCCACCUCCUUACUAUAAACCCAAAUACCCUCCAUAUUAUGAACCCAAAUAUCCUCCAUAUUACUACAAAUCUCCACCACCUCCACGAUAUGAAUACAAGCCACCUCCAUAUAACUACAAACCUCCAUACAACAACUACUCACCUCCUCCGUAUGAAUACAAGCCACCUCCAUAUUACUACAAACCUCCAUACAACAACUACUCACCUCCUCCGUAUGAAUACAAGCCACCACCAUAUUACUACAAACCUCCAUACAACAACUACUCACCUCCUCCAUACGAAUACAAACCACCUCCAUAUUACUACAAACCUCCAUACAACAACUACUCACCUCCUCCGUAUGAAUACAAGCCACCACCGUAUUAUUAUAAACCCACAUAUCCAGAAUACAAGCCCCCAUCAUCACCUCCGUAUGAAUACAAACCACCACAGUCUCCUCCCUAUAAAUAGAAAUCUCCACCCCCACCAUCUCUCUCGCCGCCUCCCCCGUUACGUCUAUAAUUCAACUCCUCCUCUGUCACCUUCACCUCAUCCAUUACUGCCAGUCUUCAACAACUAUUAUUAUUUUACGUCUGAUCCCUGCCACUUGUGUAUUAAGCUAGGGGUUUAAGCUGUUUCAAGUUUUCCAUUCAGUAAUUAUAUAUGUAUCAGUGUUGCAUGUUAUGGAUGUACUCGUGUUUUACUCAUAUAUAUAUGUAUCAGUGAUCUGUGUUAUUUAAU
Molecule: messenger RNA, 906 nt
Organism: Vigna umbellata (rice bean)
Lineage: Eukaryota; Viridiplantae; Streptophyta; Magnoliopsida; Fabales; Fabaceae
Source: RefSeq, a predicted model, not a curated record